AUGCAGAGUGCUUUAGUAGGCUCCUGGCACAACAGUGGCUUCUAUGGGCACUACAGAGGGCAGUUCAAGAGUGAAAGUGCUCGAGAGUACCGCCUUGCAGCCAAGCCCCAGCCUCCAGCAGUGUUCCUGCAGCGAAGCCAGGAGCCAGCACAGCAACACUUCUUCUCCAAGCAUGACAACCGCACUUCCUUUGACAAAGGCCCCUGCUGCCUGCUGCAGGGGAUCGGAAGGCGGAAGAACCUGGAGCGUCUGUGGCAGAAACACACCUUCCUGUGCUGGGCACCCUGUGAGCUGGAGUUCCAUCAGCAGCGGCCCCUUGAGUCCUCCUACCAGGCCAACUUCCGGUCAGGCCCAGGACCCGGUGGCCUCCCUCAGCGCCUCGUCCACUUUGUGCAGAUCCAGCCUCACUAUGCCAGCACCACCUACCAGGAGAACUUCUGCCAGCCAUCCCCGGGUGACCAUUACGGCAGCAACAGCGUGAGACCCCAGGCCGCUGUCACCAACGCACUGCCUAAACUCCCAGAGAUCCCAAAACCCAAGCUGCUGCAGCAUUACCUUCAUGCUGGGGUCUCCGAGUGCCUCAACUGGUCCAGAGCAUUAAACAAGAAUGGCUGA
Pteronotus mesoamericanus is the source of this 615-nucleotide messenger RNA. RefSeq names its product chromosome unknown C3orf84 homolog (gene CIMIP7). The coding region runs from base 1 to 615 and encodes 204 amino acids. The transcript is spliced from 4 exons. NCBI's taxonomy places the organism in Eukaryota, Metazoa, Chordata, Mammalia, Chiroptera, Mormoopidae. The record is from RefSeq and is a predicted model, not a curated record.